AUGCCAUUUGAAAAGAAGCAGGCCUCAGUUGUUCCUGAGAACAACCUCGAGAGUGAGAAAAAUCUCAGUCAUCUUGACAAGAUCCACAUUUGUCAGCAGUCCUUUGAACACAAUGGGAAAGAGAAAGCUUUCAGCAGGCAGAAGAUAGUCCUUACGUGUGAGCAAGUUUAUACCAAAGACCUAUGCAAUCAGCAACCUGUCAGUAUGGGAGAAGAAAUUCAUGUUGGCUACUAUAAAUCUUUCCUUACCCCCAAACAGAGAACUGACUCAGGAGAAAAUCUGUAUGUGUCAAAUGAAUGUAAAGAAAUCAGGAACCAGAAGUCAGAACUCAUUAGAGUUCAAAUCCUUCAAAUUGCAGAGAAUCCGUAUGAAUACACCGAGCAUGGAAAUUUCAUUCAGCAGCAGUUAUCUCUCAUUAGGCAUCAGAGAACGUACACAGGGGAAAAACCUUAUGAAUGUACUGAGUGUGGAAAAGCUUAUAUUUGUAAGUCACACCUCGUUAGGCAUCAGAGAACACACACGGGGGAGAAACCUUAUGAAUGUAGUGAGUGUGGAAAAGCUUUCAUUUAUAAGUCACAGCUCAUUAAUCAUCAGAGAAUCCACACAGGGGAAAAACCUUAUGAAUGUAGUGAGUGUGGAAAAGCUUUUUCUCAGAAGUCACACCUCAUUAGGCAUCAGAGAACACACACAGGGGAAAAACCUUAUGAAUGUAGUGAGUGUGGAAAAGCUUUUAUUCGUAAGUCACACCUCGUUAGGCAUCAGAGAACACACACAGGGGAAAAACCUUAUGAAUGUAGUGAGUGUGGAAAAGCUUUUGCCAGAAAGACAGAAUUCGUUUAUCAUCAGAGAGUCCACACAGGUGAAAAACCCUUUGAAUGUAGUGAGUGUGGAAAAGCUUUUGCCAGAAAGACAGACUUCAUUCAUCAUCAGAGAAUCCACACGGGGGAAAAACCUUUUGAAUGUAGUGAGUGUGGAAAAGCUUUUAUUCAAAAGUCAAACCUACUUAGGCAUCAGAGAAAACACACACGGGAAAUACCUUAUGAAUGUAGUGAGUGUGGAAAAGCUUUUAUUUGUAAGCCACAGCUCAUUGCACAUGAGAGAAUCCACACUGGGGAAAAACCUUAUGAAUGUAGUGAGUGUGGAAAAGCUUUUGCCAGAAAGACAGAAUUCGUUCAUCAUCAGAGAAUUCACACAGGGGAAAAACCUUUUGAAUGUAGUGAGUGUGGAAAAGCUUUUGCCAGAAAGACAGACUUCGUUUAUCAUCAGAGAGCAACAGGGGAAAAACCUUUUGAAUGUAGUGAGUGUGGAAAAGCUUUUGCCAGAAAGACAGACUUCGUUUAUCAUCAGAGAGUCCACACAGGGGAAAAACCUUUUGAAUGUAGUGAGUGUGGAAAACGCUUUUCUUGUAAGCGACUCCUCCUUAGACAUCAGAGAAUACACACAGGUGAAAAACCUUACAAAUGUAGUGAUUGUGGAAAAGCUUUUCCCACAAAGUCAGAAUGUGUUCAUCAUCAGAGAAUACACACAGGUGAAAAACCUUAUGAAUGUAGUGAGUGUGGAAAAGCUUUUCUUCGUAAGUCCACCCUCGUUAGUCAUCAGAGAAUCCACUCUGGGGAAAAACCUUAUGAGUGUAGUGAGUGUAGAAAAGCUUUUCUUCGUAAGUCACACCUCGUUAGUCAUCAGCGAAUCCAUACUGGGGAAAAACCUUAUAAAUGCAGUGAAUGUUGAAAAUCUUUUAAUAACCACUCAGGUUUCAUUCAUCAUCAGAAAAUGCACACUGGGGUAAACUAUGAAUGUAGUGACUGUGGAAAAGCUUUUAUUCGUAAGUCACACGUCAUGAGGCAUCAGAGAAUCCACACAUGUGAGAAACCUUAUGAAUGUAGUGAGUGUGGAAAAGCUUUUAUCAAAAAUCACACCUCAUUAGUCAUCAGAGAAUCCACACUGGGGAAAAACCUUAUGAAUGUAGUGAGUGUGGAAGAGAAUUUCCUGAUAAGUCAACAUUUGAUUACAUCAGAGAAUACACACAGGUGAAAAACCUUAUGAAUGUAGUUAGUGGGAAAUCUUUUAUUUUUAAAU
Ochotona curzoniae (black-lipped pika) is the source of this 2076-nucleotide messenger RNA. Its product is annotated as zinc finger protein 260-like. Gene Ontology annotation, biological process: regulation of transcription by RNA polymerase II. Gene Ontology annotation, molecular function: DNA-binding transcription factor activity, RNA polymerase II-specific; RNA polymerase II cis-regulatory region sequence-specific DNA binding. The record is from RefSeq and is a predicted model, not a curated record. NCBI's taxonomy places the organism in Eukaryota, Metazoa, Chordata, Mammalia, Lagomorpha, Ochotonidae.